Chenopodium quinoa (quinoa) is the source of this 558-nucleotide messenger RNA. RefSeq names its product protein FAM50A-like. Lineage: Eukaryota; Viridiplantae; Streptophyta; Magnoliopsida; Caryophyllales; Amaranthaceae. Bases 1 to 558 code for a protein of 185 amino acids. The transcript has 4 exons. The record is from RefSeq and is a predicted model, not a curated record.
AUGGCGGACGAUCAUGAUCCUCAUUGUGUAGAGGACAUUGACGAUGAUGAGCAUGAGGACGAGUACGAGGAUGAGGAUGAGGACGAGGACGAUGAUGAGCCUUAUGUUGUGAAUAAGGAGGAUAACUUGGGCGAGCCAGAGGAUCAGAGAAGGGUGUUUGAAUCUUUAUUAGCGGAAAGAUUUAGAGGCUUUAAGACCAACUUGACUAAUGGGUGGAUCUAUAAGAAGAAGAAGAAAGCUGAUGAGGAUGACCUUCUCCCGUGGCAAAAAUGGCCGACCGUGUCAAAAGAUGACUGGGAAGAGUUCGUUAGAAUGAAGACUCAAAAGAAAGCCAUUGAACUUCGAGAGCAAAAUAAAAAGAAUGCAGAGAUGAAGGAAUACGUCCAUCUUAUGGGGCCUAAGACAUUUGGUGAAAAGAGACCUGAGUGGGUCGAUAAGGGUUUAUACCCUAAAUCGCUUCUAGUGGCAUCGAAGGAACCCUCUAGUUCCACGAUCACUACUUUGCUUGAGCACACUCAAGAGCUGGUGGAGGGAAAAUUAACCAAGUGUGGAGAAUGA